AAUCCUUUUUCCAGUAAAAGUCAAAAUAGCAAUCGCAAACGAGUAUCACAGAGUCAGAUAUGACGUCGGCGCCGGUAAUCGGGGUGGCGGUAAUAUUGGUAAAGGGGGACACGGUGCUUCUGGGGCGGCGCCGUUCUUCAAUUGGGCAUAACACGUACGCACUCCCUGGUGGUCACCUUGAAUUCGGUGAAAGCUUUGAGAAAUGUGCUGCACGAGAGGUAAAGGAGGAGACCGGGCUAGACAUUAAGGAUAUACAAUAUGUAACAGUAACCAACGACGUCUUUUCUGAAGCUGCAAAGCCGCUACAUCUUGUUGCUGUCUAUAUGCGUGCUACUUUAGCCAAUCCUGACCAGAUUCCUCAAACUGUUGAGCCUGAUAAGUGUUAUGGCUGGGAUUGGUAUGACGGGAAAAACCUGCCCCGACCACUAUUUCGACCUCUGGAGACUUUGUUGAAAGGUGGGUUCAGUCUAUUCCCUCUGAUUUGAAGUGAUUAGAGCAAUUUUUCACUAAUUUCUCUUAAGAUGGUUGGUUUUUGAAGCAAGAAAUCAUACUUUAACUUCAGUGACACAUUUUUAUUGUUAUUGGCAAGCUUUUUUAGCCUAGUUUGAUUAGUA
This is a messenger RNA of Erigeron canadensis, 614 nucleotides long. RefSeq names its product nudix hydrolase 1-like. Gene Ontology annotation, cellular component: cytosol. Gene Ontology annotation, molecular function: 8-oxo-7,8-dihydrodeoxyguanosine triphosphate pyrophosphatase activity. The transcript is spliced from 2 exons. The record is from RefSeq and is a predicted model, not a curated record. Gene Ontology annotation, biological process: dGTP catabolic process. Lineage: Eukaryota; Viridiplantae; Streptophyta; Magnoliopsida; Asterales; Asteraceae. Bases 60 to 485 code for a protein of 141 amino acids.